Messenger RNA from Aegilops tauschii subsp. strangulata, 2496 nucleotides. RefSeq lists its product as uncharacterized. NCBI's taxonomy places the organism in Eukaryota, Viridiplantae, Streptophyta, Magnoliopsida, Poales, Poaceae. The record is from RefSeq and is a predicted model, not a curated record.
CCUCUUCCGGUCUCCCACUAGUCCACCGCCAUCUUCCUGCAAUGGCAAUGAGCUGCUCAGGGUAACUAGCAUCUUCUCAGAGAGCAUUGCAGCACACGAGAUUGAGAAAAAUCAACACACACGCCGUCCGAAUCGAUGAGUUGCGGCUGUGGCGGCGGCGUGGCGGCGGGGGACGGCGGGCUGGCCGAGUGGCAGCGCAUCUACGACCGGGUCGAGGCGCUCGCCGCCGGCCGCGCGCGGCUGGAGGCGCGCAACAGGACCCAGCACGAGUUCUGGGACGCCCGCGACAAGAUCAACCAGUCCCGCCUCCACCAGGCGGAGCUGAGCAGAAGCAGGUGGGAGGCGGCCUGCAGGGAGCUGCUCCCUUCCGAUGAUCCCAAGCUCGCCGAACUGCUAGAGAGUGAUUUGGAGGAUUCAAGAACUUGUGAAGCUCUCUUGGACACCGAAAACUCAGAACUGCUGGCACAACUGAAGGAAGAUGGAAAUUGUGUAGAGCUUAAUGAAAACACUGCAGAUCAUGAGCACACUUCUGGAGAUUUAAUAUCAGAGCUAAGAAAGUUAAAGCGAACCUAUGAGACCAUAUGCUGGAACAAGGAUAAGGAAGCCACUGAAGCCGUGCAAAAGCUUCAACAGAAGAUAGAGGAGCUGCAAGUGGCAGCCUGUAAGAAGGAUGAUGAGAUUGGAAUAUUGCAAGCAGAAGCUUCUGCUUGUAUAAAUAAGUUAGUGGUUCUAAAGGGUAAACUAGAUGAAAUGCGAUCUUUGGAUAAGGACAUUGACAUCCAAAAGCUCAAAGUUGGGCAACAUGAGACUCUUGAACGCAAGAUUGCCUCCUUACCAAAUAUACAAUCCAAGGAAGCUGGAAAUGUUGUAGGUAUUAUUCAAAAGAAUGCGGAUCAUGGGGCCAUCACAGGAGAAUUAAGAGCGGAGCUCAGAAAACUGAAGCAAGCUUAUGAGACCCUGAGCUCAAACAAGGAUAAGGAAAUUUCUAAAUUACUUGAAAUGAAGGAUUUUCUUUUGAACCAACUGAUGAGAAUGGACAAGGACAAUGCAGAGCUCCUUCAGAAAAAGGAAGUGGAGGCAGCACAAGCUAACGAAGCAGCACAAAAGCUUCAGCAGAAUGUAGAGGAGCUGGAAGUGUCAGUCCGAUAUAAGGAUGAUGAGAUUGGCAGAUUGCGAGCAGAAGCGGGGCCCCUAAAGAUAAAGGAAGUGGAGGCAGCACAAGCUAAUGAAGCAGCACAAAAGCUUCAGCAGAAUGUAGAGGAGCUGCAAGGUAUAGUCCGAUAUAAGGAUGAUGAGAUUGGCAGAUUGCGAGCAGAAGCGGGGCCCCUGAAGAUAAAGGAAGUGGAGGCAGAAGCGAAGAAAGCAGUGCAAACGCUUCAGCAGAAUGUAGAGGAGCUGCAAGUGGCAGUCCGAAAUAAAGAUGACGAGAUUGGCAAAUUGCGAGCAGAAGUGGGGCACCUUAAGAUAAAACAAGUGGAAGCAGCACAAAAGCUUCAGCAGAAUGUAGAUGUGCUGCAAAUAGAAGUACGAAAUAAGAAUGACGAGAAUUGUAGAUUGCCAGCAGAAGCUGCUAAUGCAGAAAAAAAGGUACCGGCUCUUGAGGUAACACAUAGCACUGAACCAAAAACAGCCGAGGCCUCUGCAUCAACAAAAGCCUUGGCUGUUGUGGUGGCUGCUUCAGCAUCUCCACCCGGCGCAAGCUCCAAGCCAGGGGCGGGGAUCAACAUCGACCUGACCCCUCCCCGGCUUGUCGACGACAGGGAGGCCAGCCCGCCCUUCCCUCCGGGUUUCGGGCCACCGGCCCGAUUCAAGGACACAACUACCACCGCUCCGACAGCAACCUUUGCGGUGGUGGUUGCGAAGGGGGACGGAAACCCUGACCAGAGCAUCGCUGGUACUACUGAUGCUGCGGGUGGGCUCGACAUUGACAAUGCCCCCCUGCCUCCUGCGUCAACAACAACCAAGACCAAGAGCAGCAUGCUGAAGGGCAAGCCAAGACCAAAGGUGCAGAGCAACGCGGAUAAGGAAGGUGCAGAGCUGGAUUCGAUCCUAGGGAAGAGGAUGGAGCGCAACAGGCCAGAGUCUAAUGUAGGUCUAGGGGAAAAUAAGGAGAUGAACAGAGACAUGUAUAAGAAAAUGAGAGGGUCUGUUAGUGGAGAGGCUGAGAGCAACAUAGGUGUGUUAGGCCGUAAGGAAGCUACCGGUAUAGGGGCUACCGGGAACUGACGGGCGCAAAGAUGACGCCUGUCAGGAGGAAUGACGAUAGUUAGCUGGAACUGCCGGGGAUUGGGCCACCCCGGGACAGUUCGUGAACUGGUGUGCCUAGUGUGCACUCAUAGCCCCUCUGAAACAUGGCAGAUGGAGGCUAGGUCUCAAGCACUGUAUCACCCAUGAUGAUGUGGGAAAGGGUGCUGGCAUCACCCUAUUUUGUGACGAUAGCGUGGACAUAAAGUUGCUCUCAUAUGGUUCGAGGUAUAUUGAUGUUCAUAUCCGUGA